AUGGGUAGUUCUAGCAACAAUAAUAAGGUAGGGUGCAGUUUGGAAUUUUUUUUGUUUUGUAAAGAAAGUUAUUGCCAUUUUUUGUUUUGUAAAGAAAGUCCUUGCCAUUUUUUGUUUUGUAAAGAAAGUUUUUGCUAUUUUUUGUUUUGUAAACAAAGUUCUUGCGUUUGUAGCUUAAAUUAUGAUUUUUCUGUAUUUUCUGUGGAAUUUCGCGUAAUUUUGCAUAAUUUGUGUUACUUUUAGUCUAUUUCGUGAUUUUCCAAUAAUAUUUGUGGCUUUUUGUCACAUUUUUUUUAUUCCUAGUUUUGUAAAGAAAGUUUGUGUUUUUCGACCACCUAAUCCGUUUCCAAUAUUUUUUGUGGCUUUUCGUUACAUUUUUCUAUUUUUAGUUUUGUAAAGAAAGUUUCUUCAAUUUCUACUCCACUUUUUAAUUUUCCAAUAAACGGUUGCUUUUUGGCAGAUUUUAUCUAUUUUGAUCCUUGUAAAGAAAGUUCUUGCGUUUUGAGCUUGCUUACCACUUUCCAAUAUCUUUUGUGGCUUUUCGCCACAUAUUUUCUCAAUUUUUAAAAUUUUUUAUUUUUAGAAACGAGCAGUGACAAGUCGACGUAGAAAUAGUAAUCAAAGAACUGGUAGUCAGCAGAACAAGCUUCCCGAGGAAGGGAAACGAACGCCCAGCAAGCGGAACGGCAAACUCAGGACUGGCCAGGAACGGCGGAGUAAAGGUAUGGAAACAAAGUUUUUGCUGUUUUCUUAUUUGUAAAGAAAGUUCUUGCCAUUUUUUGUUUUGUAAAGAAAGUUCUUGCCAUUUUUUGUUUUGUAAAGAAGGUUCUUGCCAUUUUUUGUUUUGUAAAGAAAAUUCUUGCCACUUUAGAUAACAAAGAAGACAAAGAUCCCACAAUCGAAAACGACAAAAUAGAAGAUGAAGUGAGGAAAGAAGAAAAUAAAGAACAACCGCCAGCCGAGAAAGACAAGGACAAAAAGGAGUUGAGAGGCAGAAAAGCACCACCCCAUUUCAAGCCUGGUACUCUACUCAACAAUCGAAUCAAAGUGGAACGACUCAUGGGAGGGGGAGGUUUUGGGCAGGUCUUUAAGGCUGUGGAUACGGUAGGUGGAGGGUUUUUUGAUCAUACUGUACGCUUACAGUAAAGUUGGGCAGGGUAUGAUGUGGUAGAGUAUGUUAGGUUAGAGUACUGUAGUAGGUUAGGGUUGAGUAGGGUAGGGUGAGUAUGGUAGGAUUGAUUAAGGGCUACUGUAGGGAAGGGGGAGAGAAGGUGGGCAAGUUAAUAUUAGGUAAGUUUGGGAAGAGGGGGGGGGUGUAGGGGGUACUAUAAGAAGUAAGGAGAGUGCUGUAGGAACGUUAAUUAUAAUUGUAUGCUAUUGUAGCGUUGUAUUAGGUAGAUGGGGGUAAAAUUGGGUUUAGUAUGAAGGGAAGGUUUCUUGAGGGUACAGUAGGGUAAGAUAGGGCACGCCCAUAGUAAAGAAGGGCAGGAUAAGGUAGGGUACUGCAGGUUUUAGUAGAAUAAAGUAAAGUGGGGUAAUGUGGGUAGAAAAGGGUAGGAUAGGGUAGGGAAAAUUAGGGCCAGCUUUUCUAGUACAGGUUACUGUACUACUGGUAGGGUAUGAUCUUUUAAAAUUUUUGUUUUCCAGCACCACGAAGAUCGAGAAGUGGCAGUAAAGGUCGAGCCGACUGACAAAGAAUCCGGCCGAAUGAUCCUAGAACAAAAAGUUUUAAAUUUGCUACGUGGUACCAAACAUGCUCCUUUAUUGGUAAGUUGUCUUCUUUUAUUGACAAUUUGUGAGCUUUUUCAACUUCUUUAUCGUUUUUCACUUUUUUGUCGUAUAACUUGUCUCUCACGGUCUGCACAAUGUAAAAUACGUCGUUAUCUUUGGUGUUAUAAGUAUAAAGGAUGAUAACUUAAAAUAACGGAUUUUAGAUAGCCAGUGGAACUCACGACAACUACAUGUACAUUGUAAUGGAAUACCUCGGCCGAAACUUGAACGAUCUACGUCGAAGAAUGCCAAAGCGCCGCUUCACUCCACAGUCUACCAUACGGUCGUGCAUUCAGGUAAUUUUACCUUGCUCUACCCUACCCUACCCCGAGCUCACCGUUGCUUAACUUGCCAGAUCGGACGUUUUGCACUGUGCAAAGAAAGCAAAAGGCUUUGCACAGUGCAGAAAUUAAAGUUUUGGCAAGAACUUUGUUUACAAUGGUAAAAAAUGGCAUUUUUCUUCUACUAUCGUAAUAUAUCAAUGGCGUACCUCCAGGGCCGGGCGCGAGGGGGGGGAGGGGGGGAUGGGGGCGGCGGGCACCCCCCCCAGAAAAAAAAUUUUCGAAAAAAGUUGUACGUGGUCCCCCCCCUUUGGAUUUUUUUAGACCCCUGCCCCCAGACCAAAAGUCCCCGCCCGGCCCUGCGUACCUCUAUAUCCUUACUUUUUUACCUUGAUCAACCUUAAUAUCAUCAAUAAUAUUCAAAUUUCAGAUGGUAUCAGCCCUAAACGCAGUCCACCACAUUGGCUACCUUCACCGUGACGUAAAGCCCUCGAACAUGUGUGUGGGACACGGCGAUGUGAGGGCACGUCGGAACGUGUUUCUGGUCGAUUUCGGAAUGACACGCAAAUACAUGAACGAAGCCGGCACGAGACGAAAGGAACGACAGUACGCCGGCUUCCGCGGCACACUACGCUACGUGAGUAUUACGGUACACGAGAGGCGAGAACAAGGUCCAUGUGAUGACUUGUGGUCAUUACUGUAUUCGAUGAUAGAGCUGGGUGAAGGAGCAUUACCGUGGAGACAUAUUGAAGAUGAUGAGGACAUGAGUCUGAAGAAGAAGAAGACCCCCAUUGGGGAGAUGCUCAUGUAAGUGAGGUUGUAGAGUAGAGUAGGGUAGGGUAGGGUCGGGCAAGGUGGAGUAGGGUACGGUAGGGUAGGAUAAGGUAGGGCAAGGUAGAGUAGGGUACGGUAGGGUAAGGUAGGGUAGAGUAUGACAGGGUAGGAUACGGUAGGGUAGAGCUUUUUCAAAUUUUUCAAAUUUCAGGCACUUGCCGAAGGACUUUAAACAAUUCGCCGAGCAUUUACAAUCACUAACCUAUGACUCCACCCCAAAUUACGACCUCUUGAUUAGUACGUGCAAGAAAGGACUACCGGCUGAUAUUAAUGAUGACUCACCAUUGGAUUGGGACGGCACUGUAGUGAACAGUCAGAGCUUGGAACGGGAUUCUGAAUAA
Bursaphelenchus okinawaensis is the source of this 3226-nucleotide messenger RNA. The record is from the annotation of a GenBank genome assembly. Lineage: Eukaryota; Metazoa; Nematoda; Chromadorea; Rhabditida; Aphelenchoididae.